AUGUCCAGUCUCAUUUCGGAAGAUCUGGAACCUUUCUAUUGGAACAGGGAUGGGCCUCUACAUGAUGCCGAUUUCGAGAAGUUAUCUGAUGAUGACGCACCUUUGAUGUUGACCAAUGAGUCGUGUGCAAUGAGAGUCGAUUGUACAGAAGAAAGAGAGCAUCGACAUUUCUUCAUGUCCACUCAACAGGAUGAGGAGUUAUAUUCACUCACCAAGAUCUACGAAGGGGAUCGAGGGGAUGAAAUGGCUUUCGAGUGUCAAACUUAUGGAAAAUGGCGAUCAACCAUCUAUCCGGAACAAACAGCUCAAGGUCAAACUGAACGUUUACUCCUAAGUGAAGCUUUUGAGGGGUGCUUAACCCAAGAGCGUGUUGUUCCAAUUAAUCCACUAUCUGCCCAACCGCAACUUUGGAUAUUCCCCAAUGAUAAUAUCGCAUCCAAGAAUAACUCAGGUAUUGCCAUACAUGAUCCUCCAGAAACUCUUCAACCUGAGUCAAUGGCACCAGGUUUAGUACAAGCCUUAAAUGCUCUGACUGGUGAGACAGACAUAAGAAGUCGUAAAAUCACUAUGGAGGAAUGGAGGACAGAAGGUGGGACUUUGCCUAUGUUAGAUCCUGAUCAGAAUGAACACCAUUGGAAGGUGGUCGAUUUGAAAGAUUUGAUUGAGACUGUCACACUUUCCGCUGACCGUUGA
Tremella mesenterica DSM 1558 is the source of this 693-nucleotide messenger RNA. RefSeq lists its product as uncharacterized. The transcript has a single exon. The record is from RefSeq and is a predicted model, not a curated record. Bases 1 to 693 code for a protein of 230 amino acids. NCBI's taxonomy places the organism in Eukaryota, Fungi, Basidiomycota, Tremellomycetes, Tremellales, Tremellaceae.